UCCAUUAAGAUAUGCGAUGUGAUAGCGGUGUGGCGCUGGAAAUAGUAUAGUGCAGAAUGAGGCAGAUAGUGUGCACUGCAAUUGGUGCAAAAGAUAGCUGGGGAAAAAAAUAUACGUAAAGGAAUUGCAAAUAUAAUAAAUACGGCAUAAGAUUUGCCUACGGCAGCUUUGCGUCAGCUUUGGGCUUGUAAAUGGACAACGACGGAUUUACAAAACAUUUUAGAUAAUUGGCAUGCUAACAAAACAACGGUGCCUGAUUUAGAAGCAGCGGAUACACUACUCUGCCAAGCCAUUGAGCUGACGCUCAUAUUUGUGCAAAACAAUUUCACAGGACCAUUUAAACAAUUAGACGAGUUCAGUAGUUUUCUACAAACCAAAGGAUUAGAAGAGUAUGAUCCCUUUGUGCGGUUGAUGGAAAAUGGUGAAGAAAUAAAUCCAAAUGUCAAACUGGGCGAGUUGUUGGUGCUGGCCAAAGAAAUGCUAGCUUUAUUGCGUCAACACUGGCCGGAUUCAUUGUAUCUACAAUGGUGGCAUAUGCGUUUGAUUUACAUACAGCAGAAUGUCAUUGAUGAGUUAACCGGCAAUUUGUAUGAGCAACUGAAAUUAGUCGCUGAAAAUUUAUUGAAAAAUGUUGAUAAAGUGCCGGAAAAAGAGUUGCAAGUUUUGCUGUACCUGGAAGUGGGAAAUAGUUAUUUACUAUUUCAUCGCUCGCAAAAGGCAGACGAUGUGCUUGAGCAAUUGUGUCAACGUCUGGCUAUAGCGUUGAAUGUGGAAGGUAUACUUGGUGUACGCACAAAGUUUCAGCAGAAACCUUUGCCACAACUGUGUUUGAAAGUGCAACAUGCCAAUAGUGAUUUACCGUUAGCGCAGGUCACCAAUGGUAAAACGAAUAUACCGAAGUUGCUGCUUUUAGAAGAUGAUACAAGACUCGAGCGCAUACGUUUCAUUGAACCUAAAGACAACGAAGUGAUGACACUACCCAGCGUAUUGCAAGCGUUGGUGCUGGCAAAAGUUAAACAGCUCAAACGUUCGCAACCAAAAGAUCGUCUAGCCGACGAAGAACUGGAGCCAUAUAUCAAAACGUUGUUAUAUCAGGAACAUGGUCCACUACAAGUACGCCAAUCCGCUUUGUUGCUUAAUUGCGUGCAAGAGUCAAAUCAACGCCGCACCGUCGAGCGCAGUUGGAAGCAGUGUGAAGGUGCCGUGAAACUACUCGAUGGUCCCAUAUUUACAUUGCCAGAGCGACUCUCCUAUGCAUUUGCUGGUUUCCUACAACCCAAAUGGCAAGUACAAAUGCAACUCUGCGAGUUACUCUUAUCAUUGGGUAUGACAAAAACGGCAUUAGAUAUCUAUCUGCAAAUACAAGCAUGGGCGGAAGUUAUACAGUGCUAUACAAAGUUGGAGUUAAGGCAUAAGGCCGCCGAAAUUAUAAGACAAGAGUUGGAGAAGAAACCCACCGUGUUGUUACAUUGUCUGCUUGGUGAUGCCAUUGAUGACCCGAACUGCUAUGCGACAGCUUGGGAGUACUCCAAACAUACAAGCGGUAGAGCGCAAGCACAUUGGGGCACAUACUUCUUCCGUAAAGCAGAGUACGCCGAGGCUAUACCACAUUUGGAGAAGUCUGUAGAGAUAAAUUCUCUGCAAGAGAAGAUAUGGCUACGUUUGGGCUUUGCGGCCAUACAGCUGGAACGUUGGGAACUCGCCGUACAUGCGUACAUAACCUAUACACACAUUGAGCCGCUGGGUUUUGAAUCGUGGAACAACUUGGCGAAGGCGCUAGUGAAAUUGGGCGAUAAAAUACGUGCACACAAGGUGCUAAGCGAAUCGCUUAAGUGUAAUUACAACAACUGGAAGGUUUGGGAAAACUUUAUGAUUGUUUCUGUGGAUACGUGUAAUCUUGAAGACGCCUUGAAUGCCUACAAUCGUCUCAGCGAUUUGAAAGAUCGUUAUCUAGAUUUGGAAGUGCUUUGCGUUACAAUCGGUGCCAUUGUCGAGGGCAAAGCUGAUGCCAAAGGUCAAACGCAGGAGCGUUUGCGUAAGAAAGCCAUCACAUUGAUGGCACAACAAUGCAUUAAGCACGGCAACGAACCGAAGGUAUGGGAAUUGGCCGCACUGCUUGCUGUUACGCCCAUGAACCGAGCACAAAAACUGGUUAAAGCUGUGAAUGCGUACACUACGAAAGAACUGGAGUGGGCGACCAAACAACCAUAUGCGCUCAAAGUGAUACAGGUGUGCCAGCAGGCAUGCGAGUUGUCACUGGAUGCCACCAAGGAGCACGCGCCGGAAGAAACUGACGUUAUGAUUACUUCACAAUUGAAUUCCGCACGGCUGGCCGCUCAAGCGGUGCUACGUGCCACGGGGAAAGUUAACGAAAAGUGGGCGGAAAAUGAAGAAGCACUAACGGUAUUAAAAGCACAACUCGAGUCGCUGACCGCCACGGUUAAAGAACGUAUGAAUGUGAGCUGAUAAUGCAUUUGUGUAAACUUUAAGCAUUUGAAAAAAAAUAGCAAGCUUAACUUUUUUAAUAAAAUAAAUUGUAUUUUAAAUACCAA
Molecule: messenger RNA, 2552 nt
Organism: Zeugodacus cucurbitae (melon fly)
Lineage: Eukaryota; Metazoa; Arthropoda; Insecta; Diptera; Tephritidae
Product: tetratricopeptide repeat protein 27
Exons: 6
Coding region: 412-2466 (684 amino acids)
Molecular function (GO): protein binding
Source: RefSeq, a predicted model, not a curated record